CUAGGUGAGUUCUUGGAGGCCCCAGUGCAAGGUGUUUGUGUCCCUACCUGUCCCCAAGACCUGACUGCACUGAAAAGGAACCACCUCAAGAGCCUGACCCAACCAAACAUUUAAUGCCAGCACUGAACUGGCCGAGGCAGGGCGAUUCUUGAGACUAACCCGGUUUACACACGGAAUUCAGGCCAGCCAAGCCAAAUAGUGAGACGUGUCUCUGCCCCCUCGCGACCCCCCUUUCCCUCCCCUCCUCAACAAAAAAGGGAACCUGACCCAUGAAAGCCACAGGGUGCUGGGGACUUCAGGCAGUCUUCAUAACAUCAGUUCUUCACAGGGGGCGCCCUAAAUCUAAAAGACUGGACCGGGAGCUCGGUUUAGUCACUGAACGGGGCAGGGUUCUGGGGCGGGCAACCCAGGCUUUUGGGUAACAGAAAUCUAGGAAAGGGACACCUUGACCAGCUGAGGCUCAGUUACGAAGAGCCUGGGAGGAAGCAGUGGGGGCUAGUCAGAAGUCCGAUGGCGGCUUCCUGGAGAGGCGUGUCAUCUCGGGGCGUGGCAGAGGUUGGGCGGGGCGACACCACUGGGCUGGAGGAGGCAGGAAAUCGGGGCUGGUCCUGGCGGCGCAGCCCUGUCCCUGUCUCGGCUCCGCAGCAAGUACCCCCACCCCCGCCCCCGGGUCUCACCAUGGACGCUACGGAGACAGAGCUGACCCCAGCUCCUGAGGGCAGGAAGAGGUACAGUGACAUCUUCCAGAGCCUGGACAACCUGGAGAUAUCGUUGGGGAACGUGGCUUUCGACCCCUUGGCUGGAGACCUUGUACUCAGACAGGACCUGGAGCCAGACAAGACCGCCACAGCCACGGUGAGCAGUGAAGCCAGAUGGAGUGAUCCCUCCCCAGAGGGUCCCGUACCCCUCACAGAGGAAGAACUAGAUUUGCGACUCACUCGGACGAACGGUGGCGUGGAUGCUGCCUUGGAGUAUGCCAAGGCAUGGAGCCGCUAUGCCAAGGAGUUGCUGGCCUGGACAGACAAGAGGGCCAGCUACGAGCUGGAGUUUGCUAAGAGUGUCAUGAAGAUCGCUGAGGCCGGCAAGGUGUCCAUUCUCCAGCAGGUACCCUUCCCUAGAGCCCCCAGGUCCUCUGUUCCUGAACGAGCCCUGCACUCCGCCCAGAGCCAAAUGCCACUCCAGUACAUCUACACCCUGUUUCUGGAGCAUGAUCUCAGCCUGGGAGCCCUGGCCGUGGAAACGCUGGCCCAGCAGAAGAGAGACUACUACCAGCCUUUAGCAGCCAAAAGGAUGGAAAUUGAGAAGUGGAGAAAGGAAUUCAAGGAGCAGUGGCUGAAGGAGCAGAAACGCAUGAAUGAGGCGGUGCAGGCACUACGGCGCACCCGGCUCCAGUACAUUCAACGCAGAGAGGACCUUUGGGCACGUUCCCAGGGGUCCCCUGAGGAUCCUCCUCCCCAGGCAUCUCCCGGAUCCAGCAAGCAGCAGGAGCGCAGACGACGCUCCCGAGAGGAGGCACAGGCCAAGGCACAGGAGGCAGAGGCUUUGUACCAGGCCUGCAUCCGGGAGGCCAAUACACGCCAGCAGGAUCUGGAAACCACCAAGCGGCGGAUAGUGUCACAUGUACGCAAACUGGUGUUGCAAGGAGACGAAGUACUUAGGCGGGUGACGCUGGGCCUGUUUGAGCUGCGAGGGGCACAGGCAGAGAGAGGACCUCGAGCCUUCUCAGCUCUGGCUGAGUGCUGUGCGCCCUUUGAGCCUGGCCAGUGCUACCAGGAGUUUGUGCGGGCACUGCAGCCUGAGGCCCCGCCACCACCAUCUCCCGCCUUCUGCUUCCAGGAGUUCACGCCUGUGCUACACAGUUCCCCUCAGGACACAAAAAAGAAGUUUUUGGGGCCUCCACAUGCCAGGCUGGAGGAGGGUUACUCUGAGCCUGGCCCUUGGGACGAUACCAGCUCAGGCAGCCAAGGGAUGCCAGGCCCCACUCCAGUCAGUGAUGUGGACAGUGAAUCCCAGUCCCUGGAUUCCCCUACUUCCAGCCCAGGUGCCGCUACUCGGCGGCUUGUGAAGGUGUCGUCUAUAAGCACGGAGUCCUCUGAUGACUUUGAGGAACGAGACCCUGAUCUGGGGGAUGGGAUGGAGAAUGGACUAGGCAGCCCCUUCAGGAAGUGGACACUGUCCACAGCUGCUCAGACCCACCGGCUACGGCGGUUGCGUGGUCCAGCCAAGUGCAGAGAAUGUGAAGCCUUCAUGGUCAGCGGGACAGAGUGUGAAGAGUGCUUUUUGACCUGUCACAAGCGCUGUCUGGAGACCCUCCUCAUCCUUUGUGGACACCGACGGCUUCCAGCCCGGAUGCCUCUCUUUGGAGUUGACUUCCUACAACUCCCCAGAGACUUCCCUGAGGAGGUGCCCUUUGUGGUUACCCGGUGCACAGCUGAGAUAGAGCAUCGCGCCCUGGGCCUGCAGGGUAUCUAUCGGGUCAGUGGGUCUCGAGUGCGUGUGGAACGGCUGUGCCAGGCCUUUGAGAAUGGCCGAGUGCUGGUUGAACUGUCGGGAAACUCUCCUCAUGAUAUCACCAGUGUCCUCAAGCGAUUUCUUCAAGAGGUAGGUGGCUCUAGGCCUGAGGUGGUGGGCAAGAAUCACGCAGCCUCUGGCUCAGGACCCUCGGCAGCCCAUCCCCACUCCUGUCCCCACCAGCUCACUGAUCCCGUGGUCCCCUUCCACCUUUACGACGCCUUCAUCUCUCUGGCAAAGACCUUGCAUGCAGACCCCGGGGACGACCCUGGAACCCCCAGCCCCAGCCCUGAGAUUAUCCGCUCGCUGAGGACCCUCUUGGUACAGCUGCCUCCCUCUAACUACAGCACUGUGCGGCACCUGGUGGCCCAUCUGUUCAGGGUGGCUGCUCAUUUUGAAGAAAACAAGAUGUCUGCCAACAACUUGGGAAUUGUAUUUGGGCCUACGCUGCUGCGGCCACCAGAUGGACCCAGGGCCCCCGGAGUCAGCCCUGCGGCCUGUCUGCUGGACUCCAGUCACCAGGCUCAGCUUGUUGAAUUCCUCAUUGUGCACUAUGAGCAGAUCUUUGGAAUGGAUGAGCUCCCUCUGGCCUCGGAGCCCCUGACCCAAGAUCCUGGCCUGGCUCCCACACUCCUCGAAUCCAGUCCCCAGCACCCAGCCCCACUUCUUGCCCAAGACAUACAACCCCUGACCAUAGCCUCAGACUGCAGCCCAGAUCCCAAACUCCACAGUGCCCCGGAGAAGUGUCUGGAGGUCACACCUUCUGAGAUUGCAACUCUGCAGAGGGACCAAAGGGAAGAGAAGGAGGUGGAAAACACCAGAGAUGGGGCAGGAGAAGGGUCCAGCCACAACCCUGACGACUUGCUCCUGGGAACACAAUCCCGGGGCCACUUCAGUCGGCAGCCAGUGAAGUAUUCACGGGGAGGUGUACGACCAGUCACUCAUCAACUGUCCAGCUUGGCUCUGGUAGCUUCCAAACUGUGUGAGGAGACCCCUGUUACUGUUUCAACAGUGCACCGAGGUAGUUUGAGGGGACGAAGCCUGGGCCCUGCUGCUGCCUCCCCUGAAGGCAGCCCCCUGCGCCGAAACCCUCUGCCCAAGCACUUUGAGAUCACCCAGGAGACAGCCCGGCUACUCUCCAAGCUGGACACUGAGGCUAUGUCCAGGGCUACCUGUUGUUCUGACACUGAGCCUGAAGGAUCUGAGGAACAUCUCUGACCACCCACCAUCCCAGGAGACUCAGGACUGAGCUGAUGACCCCAUAUGUCUCUCUUCCUGCCCCACCUGGUAACCAAUUUAGUGGGGUGUGGGGAGAGACAGGUUACCAGAGAGUUGGGUAAGGAAGACCACCCAUCUUGGGAAGUCCUCACCAUCUCCCGGCCAGAGGAGGUUAAAACGGCCAGACAACACAGGUGCACAGGCGAAUCAGGAUCAAUGACUCAGUUGAAUCAGUAUUCAGUGGUCAAUACAGGUCCGAAGAUCCUUGGGGUUACCCCAGUCUCUGACCUCCAAGACAGAUGUCUGACUACUCUGAUCAUAAUAGCUCCUGGCCCUAGUACCACUUGCCUCCUUGACAGAUUCUACAUGAGUAGGUGGGUGGAGUUUAGCCCUCUCUCCUGCUUUUGUCUUUCUGGGUUUGUUUGUUUGUUUGUUUGUUUGUUUGUUUUGAGACGGGGUCCAUUGUAGCUCUGGCUGGUCUGGAACUUCCUAUGUAAACCAGGUUGUUAUAGAACUUACAGAAAUUCCCUCCUCCGAUUUGGAUUCUUAUAACCUCCGAAUAAAGCCACGUCCUGGUUGAAUACAACGAUGCUAACAGUGCUUGCUGCAAAGCCUGACCCACUUGGUAGUAGGAGAGAACCAAUUAUUGCAAAUUAUCUGCCUUCUGUCCAUAAACAUGUA
Microtus ochrogaster (prairie vole) is the source of this 4410-nucleotide messenger RNA. It is a transcript of the gene Gmip, whose product is annotated as GEM interacting protein. Gene Ontology annotation, cellular component: plasma membrane. The record is from RefSeq and is a predicted model, not a curated record. Lineage: Eukaryota; Metazoa; Chordata; Mammalia; Rodentia; Cricetidae. Gene Ontology annotation, biological process: signal transduction; negative regulation of GTPase activity; activation of GTPase activity. Gene Ontology annotation, molecular function: GTPase activator activity.